AUGUCUCAACCCCUCUGCCGGAUCUCGCUAGAGGUCCGACGCAGCCCGCCCUCCGUACUCCGUAUGGGUACCGGCAUUCCCCUCUCGCGCUGCCGACAGGAGGGCUCAAGACCCACAAUCAUCCUCGUGGCCGUGGAGCCCAGCAUCCGACCCUGUCGAGGCUCCUGCAAACCUUGGUUCGCGGGGUUCGCCAUCGGCCCUCAUGACGGACAAGCUCCCAGCCAUCCAAUUGACGGCGCACAUGCACAUGCUUCGAAACCAUGGACGGGCUUGCCAAUGACGAAUGACGAAGCGAGCAGCGCGCACAUCCCAACCCCCAAUCGCCUGAUAGCCUCACCAGGUCGGUUGAGCCAGCGCCCUGAGCCCGCCGCUAGCAACAGCACAGUCCCUCCGCCGGGCUACUGGAUCCAGAGGCCGCAUCCAGAGGCCGGAGCGAGAAGCACAGAAGCACAGCGCUAUCGAAAACCCACCACCACCACCCGUCCCACAUCCACAUCCACGUCCAAAUCCACAUCCACAUCCGAUUUCCUCGCCCACGCGGGCCAGCCAAUUCCACAACUCUCGUCGCCCCAGACUUCUGGCACACAUCUCCCGAGCCCCGAGCCCAACCGGAAGCCACACGCCUUGCGUCAUGCGCAUACCGAGAACGUUGCGAUUGUCCACUCCGGUUGCAGGAACCUGUUAGGCGCCAUGGAGGAGGCGAGGCUCCUAGAGAGCCUGCAGCACAGGCUGGCUGACCUCGACCGCAAGGUUCACGCCUAUCGCCACGACAUGGAGGCCGACUUCCUGCGCUACUACCGUGAGCUUCUCCACGAUGUCUCUCCCUCCGUCGCCUCCCAAGUUCGCCAAUCCCUUGCCAAGUCUUUGUUCGAUUUUCCAGCCCUCACUCUCGACCUCGAUCUGGCUGACUCACGAACGUUCGCCCGGCCCGGAUCGGGCCAACGCCACCACUCUCCGCCGACUGUUGUCUCUGCCCCCGGAUCGGGAGCCACGGAGCCCCCAGGGAGUCCUCGCGACCGAGAGCAGGAGCUUCGGGGUCUGUUCACCCCAAGUUACCUACCGUUGCUUGACAGUUCUCCCAGACUGCAGGCUCUCCCUGUCGCCGUUGCCGGUCCCUCCAAUCCCCCUCGUCCCCUGCUGUUGCCUGACGUAGGCAUCGAAGCGGAGGGGCAAGGCGUAGACAUGGAUCAGCAAGCAGGUUUGCAGGCAUUUGAGGCAUUGCAGGACGCCUUGCCAACGACUCCUCCGUUGCCUACUCGGCCACGCCACGUGCGUCAGUCGACCGAUGACACAACCUCGUCGGUAUUUUCAGAUCGAAGCGACGUUAAAACCCCACGAAGCGCACUUCGCCGGUCUUCCAGCGCGUCCAAACCUUCGCAAAGUCCGAGGCGCGUCCGGUUCGACUUCAUGGGAGCGGAGGUCCUUCCUACAGCCUCGCCACAAGCAUCUGAUUUCAUGACUCCUCCUCCCGUCUCACCCACCCCAUCAGCCGAACCUGUGCGCUCUGCGUCCAUGCUAGACGACGAGUUCGAAGACCAGCCACCCCCUCGCAAGAUAUCCUCGUCGGAAGCAUUAAGGGCCCUUUCUAGAGCACCUCUUGACUCGGGAACAGUCUGGACAGUUGUUAACCCUAACCGAGACGAGAUCAUUGUGGAGCAGGAGGAGAUGGUUUCAUCGCCUUGGAGCGACCAUAGCAGCUUCCUCCCCGCAGCACCGGAACCUCCGAUGCAGUCUCGCGGCCCCGAACCACUUCGAGCCUCACAGAAAUUAGGAAGCGUCAGCGAAGAGCCAGAGGAUGUUGACGAUGAUGACUCUUCCGAUGAAGAGUUCCUUUCCAUGGGCAAAUCGAAAUCGUCUACCAACAAACAAGUGCCCGCUUCACCAUCCCCGACAAAAGAAUCUCAUGAUGUGAAGCCUGACGCCCAUACCGCGAACUCGCACGGCGGGCCGAAAGACGUAGACAACGACGAUUUCGACGCCGAGGAAGACGACAUGUUUCACUUCGAGGCUGGUGGUUUGUCCGCUCCCCCAAGGCCACGGCCAAAACCACUUCCUGUUGAGGAGGAAGAGGAGGAAGAUGUGGAAGAUGCACCGGAGAUCAAGCCGUCAUUAUACGCAACAUCGCCGGCAGUUCACAUCGCGAGGCCCUCUCCUCUAGCGGCGGCGCCAACAACACCAACAAUGGCCAAAUUUCAAGCUGGCUCUCUGGGUUCAUAUAAAGGACGACCAGUCAUCAUGCCAGUGGUGCGUAACCCAGAGGUUCAUGCUCAAGCCGCCUCGCUGGGGCAGUUCAAUACGUUUGUAGGGGGGUUAGAUGGUCGGAGCGGGAUGGACGAGGGCGACCUUAACAGUUUCCGCGCCAGCGUUUCCAACAUACCAUUCUCCGGUACCCCUCGCAGUUUUACAGAGCGUCUGAUGAUGGAGGAUGCAAUGAUGAAGAAGAAGGAAGAUUCGAAGCUGCCUCAGUGA
This is a messenger RNA of Ilyonectria robusta, 2469 nucleotides long. RefSeq lists its product as uncharacterized. NCBI's taxonomy places the organism in Eukaryota, Fungi, Ascomycota, Sordariomycetes, Hypocreales, Nectriaceae. Bases 1 to 2469 code for a protein of 822 amino acids. The record is from RefSeq and is a predicted model, not a curated record. The transcript is spliced from 4 exons.